AGAAGACCGAGAAGAAACUUGCUGCUCGAGAGGAAGCUAAACUGUUGGCGGGCUUCAUGGGCGUCAUGAAUAACAUGCGGAAACAGGGUGGAGCUAGUAGAAGACAGAUCCUCCUGUACGUGUUAAUUUAGAGCAGAAACAGUCGUGGAUAAAUACCGUGCCGCCUUUUAAGGGCACCGUGCGCCUCUGUUAAGAGGAGUUCUUUGUUCUUUGAUGUGUGGCGUAUUAGUGAAAGUCUUCAGCACGUCGGCGAAAGUGAUUUAAAUCUACCACCCAACUAUAGUUGAAUCUACAGUCUACCCAGGGAUUUGUACCCAGGGUCAACUUGAAAUCACGCUGGGAGGGACUGAUUGCAGAACCUUGUUGACAAGCUACAUAAAUCCAAAGAAAACAUUGUGUGAUGUGAUCCUUAUGGUCCAGGAAAGAAAGAUACCUGCUCAUCGUGUUGUCCUUGCUGCAGCAAGUCAUUUUUUUAACUUAAUGUUCACAACUAACAUGCUUGAAUCAAAGUCCUUUGAAGUGGAACUCAAAGAUGCUGAACCUGACAUUAUUGAACAACUUGUGGAAUUCGCUUAUACUGCUAGAAUUUCUGUGAAUAGCAACAAUGUUCAGUCUUUGUUAGAUGCAGCAAACCAGUACCAGAUUGAACCUGUGAAGAAAAUGUGUGUUGAUUUUUUGAAAGAACAAGUUGAUGCUUCAAAUUGUCUUGGUAUAAGUGUGCUAGCAGAGUGUCUAGACUGUCCUGAAUUGAAAGCAACUGCAGAUGACUUUAUUCAUCAGCAUUUUACUGAAGUUUAUAAAACUGAUGAAUUUCUACAACUUGAUGUCAAGCGAGUUACACAUCUCCUCAACCAGGACACUCUGACUGUGAGGGCAGAGGAUCAGGUUUAUGAUGCUGCAGUCAGGUGGUUGAAAUAUGAUGAACCUAACCGCCAACCAUUUAUGGUUGACAUCCUUGCUAAAGUCAGGUUUCCUCUUAUAUCAAAGAAUUUCUUAAGUAAAACAGUACAAGCUGAACCACUUAUUCAAGACAAUCCUGAAUGCCUUAAGAUGGUGAUAAGUGGAAUGAGGUAUCAUCUCCUGUCUCCAGAGGAUCGAGAAGAACUGGUAGAAGGCACAAGGCCCAGAAGAAAGAAACAUGACUACCGCAUAGCGCUAUUUGGAGGCUCCCAACCACAGUCUUGUAGAUAUUUUAACCCAAAGGAUUAUAGCUGGACAGACAUCCGCUGCCCCUUUGAAAAACGAAGAGACGCAGCAUGCGUGUUUUGGGACAAUGUAGUUUACAUUUUGGGUGGCUCUCAGCUUUUCCCCAUAAAACGAAUGGACUGCUAUAAUGUCGUUAAAGAUAGCUGGUAUUCCAAACUGGGCCCUCCAACACCUCGAGACAGCCUUGCUGCCUGCGCUGCAGAAGGCAAAAUUUAUACAUCUGGAGGUUCCGAAGUUGGAAACUCGGCUCUGUAUUUAUUUGAGUGCUAUGAUACAAGAACUGAAAGCUGGCACACAAAGCCCAGCAUGCUGACCCAGCGCUGCAGCCAUGGGAUGGUGGAAGCCAACGGCCUGAUCUAUGUUUGCGGUGGAAGUUUAGGGAACAAUGUUUCUGGGCGUGUACUGAAUUCCUGUGAAGUCUAUGAUCCUGCCACAGAAACAUGGACUGAGCUGUGUCCAAUGAUUGAAGCCAGGAAGAAUCAUGGACUGGUAUUUGUAAAAGACAAGAUAUUUGCUGUGGGUGGUCAGAAUGGCUUAGGUGGUCUGGACAAUGUGGAAUAUUACGAUAUUAAAUUAAACGAAUGGAAGAUGGUCUCACCAAUGCCAUGGAAGGGUGUAACAGUCAAGUGUGCAGCAGUCGGCUCUGUAGUUUAUGUCUUGGCUGGUUUUCAAGGUGUGGGUCGAUUAGGACACAUCCUUGAAUAUAACACUGAAACAGACAAAUGGAUCGCCAACUCCAAAGUCCGAGCUUUUCCAGUAACAAGUUGUUUAAUUUGUGUUGUUGAUACUUGUGGAGCAAAUGAAGAAACCCUUGAAACAUGAAAAAUGAGUGAACUUCAAGACUCACUGGAGACUCAAAAGUAUGGCCACCAGUGCUUUGUUCCAAGAGUUUGGUUACAAAGUUUUAGUUUGGUAUUCUUUUCAAGGAAGUUUCAAGUAAAGUAAGAUUCCUAUAAAAUAGAUUUUCUUUUAUAUGGGAUUUCUUACUUCAUUCAAAGACCAUAUUUCAGCUGACCACAUAACCAAGAACAUAUCUAGCAAGAAAACUUGUAAAGUUAUAAGCAUUUGGUGAAAGUAUGAAUUCUUAAAUGAAUUUCACAUUUGUAACUAUGAUUAUGGCAGAAUGGGGGAUUGACUCACCAUAGAAGCAACCUCAUCUUAGCUCUAGAUUCUAUUUUCAUACAUCAUAGAAGUGCUAUGUAGUUAGGUCUGUUUGUUUCUGUUCAGUCAAGAACUAAGAAAUAGUAUGAAUUGUAAGUCAAAGAUAGGCAGUUCUGAUGGAGCAGCUUAGUCUCACGUAAUUUUGCUUGUCUUCAUUUGUUCCAUUUAGUGCCAAAUGUAUUGCAUUUUAAAAGCAAGCCAGAGUGAGUCAAAGCAUACACUUAUAUCUUACAAAACUUCAUAAACACAUUGUGAGAGUUAAAAACGUACCCAACUCCUCAUGAAAUAUAUUCUAUCCAAUUAAAUAAUUCCAUCUUUUUAACACAAAAUGUCAAGCCUAGCACCCAUUACUAAUUUAUAUCACUUUUUCUCCCAGGGGUUAAAAAAGGAUUAUGCGUCUUCAGUGCUCACUCUGUUAAAUAAAAUCCAAUCAUUAUAAGAAUUAUUACCUAGCAAAAGAAAGCUACUUAUAGCAAAUAUCUAGGUCACUAGAAUAGCAUUGAUAGUUAUACAUUUUGAACUUCUUACAGAUUAGAAAGGUACAUGAUUUCUCUUCCUUAGCAGAGCACAUCAUUGAUAUUUGACCCAGUUGUCUCUAAAAGUUUUUUAGUUGAGUUAAAUAUUUGUCAUCUUGUAUUAAUUGCUUAUAUGUGAUCAGUAAAUCUUUUACAAACCCAACUAUUCAUUUCUUUCCUAGUAAUGUUUUGCCCUUUUACAUUAUGAAAUGUAUGGAGUGAGCCAUGUAAAACUGUCACCAUCCAUGUUUUUACCUGGUAAUAUUAAAUAUU
Mesoplodon densirostris (Blainville's beaked whale) is the source of this 3155-nucleotide messenger RNA. It is a transcript of the gene KLHL7, whose product is annotated as kelch like family member 7. The transcript is spliced from 13 exons. Gene Ontology annotation, biological process: protein ubiquitination. NCBI's taxonomy places the organism in Eukaryota, Metazoa, Chordata, Mammalia, Artiodactyla, Ziphiidae. Gene Ontology annotation, molecular function: protein binding. The record is from RefSeq and is a predicted model, not a curated record. Gene Ontology annotation, cellular component: Cul3-RING ubiquitin ligase complex. The coding region runs from base 412 to 2028 and encodes 538 amino acids.